Messenger RNA from Pieris macdunnoughi, 696 nucleotides. The record is from the annotation of a GenBank genome assembly. NCBI's taxonomy places the organism in Eukaryota, Metazoa, Arthropoda, Insecta, Lepidoptera, Pieridae.
AUGGCUGAUGCAGCGUUAGCACGUCGUGAAGCAAGGAGGAGAAAAAUAUUGGAAAAUUCUCACAAUAGACUUCAACGAAUAUCAGGGAAAUCAGGCGAUGAAAGCUGUAAAGAUUCAUUGGUGCAUUCUCCAAUUCCAGACUAUCAGGAUGUUGUCUCAUCUGAAUUUAGUAGCAGUAAGACGCUGUUAUCAAAUGGAGUAUCAAGUUCUUCCGUAUCACCCAUCAUAAGUUUGGGAAUAGCUUCACACGACAUAGUGAACCAGAAUGAAGUAAUCAAUGACUUAGCGACUUUAUUGCCUCAAAAUGUAUCUAAUGAUUCUAUUAACGAAACUCCUCAGGUAUCUUCCUUAUUGGAUAACAUUGUCUGUUAUAAAUAUGAUAUAGUUAUCUUAUCUUUGAUUAUCCAAAUUCUAUACAGCUUAUCAAUCAUUUCCAUAGAAGGAACAUAUUAUUUCCUACCAGUUUUUAUAUAUGCAGGCACAAAGAUGUAUUGGUUUUCUCAACAAAUGAAUUGUACUUCCAGUUUUGCCAAUGUCUUAAUGCUCUUGAAAGGAGUUUCAACAUAUAGGGUACAAAAAAUGUUGAAUGCAAUACAAAUAGUUAGUGCCAUUGGCUUAGAUUCUUGCAUCUUUUUGUUUACAACUAUUUGUGUACAAGCUAUUUAUAUUUUUAUAUCUGAAAUUUUUAUUAUAUAG